Molecule: messenger RNA, 4894 nt
Organism: Trichogramma pretiosum
Lineage: Eukaryota; Metazoa; Arthropoda; Insecta; Hymenoptera; Trichogrammatidae
Gene: Stat92E
Product: signal transducer and activator of transcription 5B
Exons: 9
Coding region: 1482-3983 (833 amino acids)
Biological process (GO): defense response; regulation of cell population proliferation; cell surface receptor signaling pathway via JAK-STAT
Molecular function (GO): RNA polymerase II cis-regulatory region sequence-specific DNA binding; DNA-binding transcription factor activity, RNA polymerase II-specific
Source: RefSeq, a predicted model, not a curated record
UAUCGGACACGGACGCCCGUGGCCGCCACCGUCACCGCGAGCUCUAGUGCCUGCUGCCGAGAGGCCCGAGCCGUGCUCCGCGAUUGCUCCUGUGCUGCGUUACGACGAUCUGCCAACGCUGCUACUGCUGCUACCGCUAACUGCACUGCGUCGGCUGAGAUAACCCACCGAGGCAAUAAUCAACGCUACGACGACGGCGUCGACGCUCGACGCCGAUCUAACGCGCCAACUCCGCUCUAUCGCUCUCUGUAUUCUAUAUUCUGUAGCCGGCCUCGGCAGAGCCAAGUAUUUUACUCCGUUUUUAGCCUUUUCAACUUCCUUCUUAUUUCUUUACUUUUCUCUCUCUCUCUCUCUCUCUCUCUCUUACUCAUACUUACUCACUCGCUUUUUUGUUCAUUCGAUUCUCGAGUGCUCGCAGUGUAGUGUCUCUCCAGCCGACAACUGGCUGCUACUUCUCUCAGCUCCUUCUUUUUCUUCGAGUGCCGUGCACAGUGCAAGUUAGCAAAGCCACAAGUAUAUACGAGGGACGACGACGAUCGUCCGAGUCGAUUUGUUUUCUUUGUCAAGGAUCGACCGAUCGAUCGAUCCAACAGUGCGAACGACCAGUGCCAAUUGUGCAGACGCAUUAACAGCCAUUCGAGGGCGAGCUUCGACGACGAGUACAUCGUUUACGAUAUUCAACGUUGUUGGCUGCGGGUCAUCCAACACAUACGCACUGACACACAGCGAAUCGAGCUGCAGCGGCGCACUUGUUACCCAUCGUCGCCCAGCGCGCGUCAAUGUGCUGCUGCUGAGAGUGUCAACAUAGCAUAUACGACAUAAUAAUACGAGUGUGUCGCGAGGCGGCGGCAACGACAACAUCGACGCACACGUCGUAUCAUUUCAUAUAUAUAUGUGCAGUCUAGUCCAUUGGAAAGGCAGCAGAGCCCGGCGGACGUAGCUGUCGUCAAGCCGCCGCCGCCACCGUCGACUCCGAGUCAAUAGUCCGAAGGUCGCGAAUCGUCAUCGUAGCGAUGCUUCGACUCGACGAGGAUUGAGGCGCUUCGCAGCCGUGUGGCGCGUCGUGCAUCAACACUUGCCGCCCCGCUGCAGUUUUGUGCGCAAAACAAUAAUAUACGGACGGUCAUCCGGUCAUCAUCCUCGGGGCACCUCGACACGCCGUGACAAUUCAGCGUUCGUCAUCGAUUCGUAGCUACUCGUCGCUACUGCCGUUUUCGCAGCAUCUUGCGAACAGCUAAACAACCGGACACGCCGCGUUGUUCUUUUUCUGCAGUGUUGUGCGUGUGUGCGGUGUUGUCUUUUUGUUUAUUCCUUCUCGCUCGCUCUCUCUCUCUCUUUCUCUAUCUGUCUCUACAUUUUAGGGGACGAGAAAGAAGAAGACCUUUUCUGCGGAGCCAUCGUUUUGUGGUUCCGCCGAUCUCCGUGUCAGUGACUCUCAAACAUUAAUUGCUUGAGUAAUUGUAGCUAAACAAAAAAGGAAAAUGUCACUUUGGGCUAAAACGCAGCAACUUCCACCCGAGCUGUUGCAAAAGGUCCGCUCGGUAUAUGGCGAACAUUUUCCGAUCGAAGUACGUCACUUUUUAGCAGGAUGGAUCGAAGAAAGAGUGUGGACGAACGUUGAUCCAGAAAAUCCACAAAAUGAACAGUACAUUACCACCCUCAUUCAAUCUCUUAUUCAAGAGCUGGAAACAAAGGUUCAACAACUCAAUACUGAAGAUCUUUUCUUAACAAAAAUUAAACUAAUGGAAGCUGCAAAGACUUUUCGUCAACGAUACAAUGCACAUCCAAUCACAUUAUUUAAUUUGAUCAAACAUUGUUUGAUAACAGAAAUGACAUUAGUUAAUCAAACAAUUGAUGGUAGCGGAAACUUGAUGAAUAUUCCUGGUAAUCGAGCAGGAUUAGUAGCAGGUGAUUCAAUGGCAGAAAUUGCCCAUCAAAUAGAUCUCCUCAGACGUAAAACACAAGAAACAAGUGAAGAAGUGCGAAAACUAGAGAAUGAUCAAGAAUCUUUUGCUAUUUCCUAUCAUGAAUGUACAAAAUUAAAUGCUCAUUUGCAAAAUAUCACUACUCAACCACAGACACCUCAAACCAUGGAAAUAGAGAAAAAAAUUCGUCGACAAAAAGAAGCUCAAGAGCUUAAAUUGAAUAAUCAUGUGCAAAGUUUACUUCAACAGCGUAUAAAUUUAGCAGACCGACUUAAAGACACAAUUGGCAAAUUGGCAUUUUUACAAUGUAGAGUACUAGAUGACGAAUUAAUUAGGUGGAAGAGAGAUCAGCAACUUGCAGGAAAUGGAGCUAUGCUCACAAGUAAUUUAGAUGCCAUUCAAGAAUGGUGUGAAAGUCUUGCAGAACUUAUAUGGUUGAAUCGUCAACAAGUUAAAGAAGCUGAGCGCUUGAAAACAAAACUUACUCUGGAACCACCUAAUUCCCAAGAUGUGUUGCCAGCCCUUAAUUCUCAAGUUACUCAAUUAUUAAGCUCGCUUGUGACAAGCACAUUUAUCAUUGAAAAACAGCCACCUCAAGUAAUGAAGACUAAUACACGCUUCACUAGUACAGUGCGACUUUUGGUUGGUAGUAAGCUUAAUGUAUACAUGACUCCUCCACAAGUCAAAGUCAGCAUUAUUAGUGAGGCUCAAGCAAAUGCUCUUUUAAAAAGUGAUAAAAUGUGCAAUCGUGGAGAAGCUAGUGGUGAGAUCUUAAACAAUUCAGGUUCCAUGGAAUAUCAUCAAGGCACCAGACAAUUAUCUGUCAGUUUCAGAAAUAUGCAGUUGAAAAAAAUUAAAAGAGCUGAAAAAAAAGGAACAGAGUCAGUUAUGGAUGAAAAAUUCUCACUUUUAUUCCAAUCUCAAUUCACUGUAGGAAAUGGCGAACUAGUUUUUCAGGUGUGGACAUUAAGUUUACCAGUUGUGGUAAUAGUUCAUGGAAAUCAAGAACCCCAUGCUUGGGCUACAGUCACAUGGGACAAUGCUUUUGCCGAACCAGGACGUGUUCCGUUCUGUGUCCCUGACAAAGUUCCAUGGUGUCAAGUAGCUGAAGCUUUAAACGUUAAAUUUCGAUCGGCCACUGGUCGUGCGUUAACUGACGACAAUCUACGAUUUCUAGCAGAAAAAGCCUUUAGAGGAGGUGCAACUUGCCAAGAUUAUACAAAUUUAAUGUUAAGCUGGGCUCAGUUUUGCAAGGAACCCCUUCCUGAACGUACUUUCACAUUUUGGGAAUGGUUCUAUGCAGUCAUGAAGCUCACUCGAGAGCAUCUCAGAGGUCCUUGGAAUGAUGGAUAUAUUCUUGGUUUUGUUCGAAAGAAGCAAGCUGAAGAAAUGCUCUCAAACUGUUCUUCUGGUACUUUCCUCAUGAGAUUUUCUGAUUCGGAAUUAGGAGGAGUUACAAUAGCUUGGGUGGGAGAAAAUGCUGAAGUUUUUAUGCUGCAGCCAUUUACUAGCAAAGAUUUUGCUAUCAGAAGCUUAGCUGACAGAAUAUCAGAUUUACAAUAUUUAAUGUAUCUUUAUCCUGACUUAUCUAAAGAUCAAGCUUUUUCAAAAUACUACACUCCGUUUCAAGUUGAAAGUCAACCAUUGAAUAAUGGCUAUGUAAAACCGUUAUUGGUAACACACGUGCCAGGUUGGUCAUCCGUUGGUGCUCAAACUCCUUCGCACUCGUCCAUGAGUGGAAUGGGCCCUGGUCAUGGACAUGGCAGCUACCCUUCGACGCCGUCUACUAUGUUCCAAGCCCAUAGUCCGGAUCCCUCGGUAACACGAGAUACACCCUCGGUCGCGUCGAGCUACGCUCCGGGUCUCGGCCAAUCGGUAAGGAGUAACGCUGACAUGGACUACGUGGAGCUGAUGAACCACAGUGACCUGUCGGGCAUGGAGGAUAAUCUCAACAGCUUGGAUCAGCUCAAUAACUAUGGAAACUUUUCCGACUUCAUAAACGCCCAGCAACCACCGGAGCAGCCACCGCCAAGUUACGACAGUAUCAAACAUCAAUAAGGCAGGGAGAAAAAAAAGACCGAUUUACACAUAAACACACCCACACCCAAACACACGUAUGCAUGAAGUUGGAAAAUUUUUAAAUAAACGAUCAACAAUUCUAGAAGCCACAUUAUUCUGCAUACAUUAGAUAUUAAUUAUCAAUCAAAUUUGAAUAAUUUAUUAUAGUUUAUAGUUUAAUAGAUCAGUUUUGACUGUUUUAAGAAUGGCUGAAGUAGACGAUACGAGUGUGCUUGUGUAUGAUACAUAUGAUGAAAACUGAAUUUUUACUAUUAUGACUUGUCGACUAGUUCGUCGUUCUUAUUUAUUAGUUUGUUGAAACUUCUGUAUGUAUAACGUAGAAUUUUGUCCAUUAAGAUCUAAGAAUUAUUAACAUAUAAUUUUAUUAUGCUGUAAUUUUAUGCUUUGUAUUAGUGGCAUUUUUGUUCAGUAGAUAAUGAUUAUAAAUUGCAUUUCUCAUUGUCUAAAUUCACAUAUUUAAUAAAACAUGAAAACAGAAAAGAAGAAAACUACAAGACUACAUGCGAAAGAAAGACUAAGUGUACAACGACGUUAGUUAUUUUGUCAAAAACUCCAAUAGAUCUUCCCAAUCAUGAUCAUAUCAUGAUUUGAUGAACGGACUUUAAAUUUAAUUGUUGCAUGAAUUGGGGAAAAUAUUGAAGUAUUUUGGGAAAUAAAUAAUACUUUAAUGUGCACUAAUGUAAUAUUAUAUACUAUCUGUAUGUAACUGACUAGUAUGUUAUUGAACAAUCAUUAAAUUUUUUAGGUGUGCAUUAUUCAUAAAUAACGAUUGUUUACAUAUUUUUUAUUUGUAUAAGCGAAUUUUUUCGUUGUCAUUAUUCUUUUGUUUCACAACAAUUUUUAAGCCAUUGAUCACUUAAAUUCGGCGAAUAAAAACAUCUAGAUUUUAA